AUGGAGUCCGAAAGGCUGUUGUCAAAGGAGAAGGGCAAGAGGAGGUUCGAAUUGUACACCGAUCCUGAGCACCAGUCCGCCCAGCUCCCAAGCAACGGAAGCGGGCCUUCGGAUGGCGAGCACCGCGUCGAGGGAGAGCAGCAUGCGACGCAGAAAUCUGGCAUGACGUCGGUUCAGAAGAAACUGUUGGCCAGCCUGGCGGUGGUGAGGAUGUUGAACGGCUCUCUGAUAGCCGUCAUGAUCCCGUUCUUUCCCGUUGAGGCCGCCUCGAGAGGCGUCUCACAAACUGUCAUCAGUGGUCUAUUCAGCUGUUUCUCGGUAGCGAGGAUGAUCACGAACCCGUUUAUUGGUCGGUUGGUGCCUUUGAUUGGCCUUAACCGGCUGUACAAUUUUGGCCUGGUUACUGCCGGCCUUACUACCAUCGUCUUCGGCACGCUCAAUUACAUCGCAGACACGUCUACGUUCGUGGCGGCUUGCUACUUGGUGAGGCUGGUGGAAGCCAUUGGCUCGGAAGCUAUUACCAUCUGCGGCUUCACCAUCGCUGGCAGCCAGUUCCCCAGCAGAGUGAACAGGGUCGUGGCGCUGAUGAUCUCAUCUCUGACAAUCGGCCUAGCGUUGACGCCAGCGAUCUGGGGCGGCUUGUUCGCCCUCGGUGGCUUCGGCACACCCUUCUACACGCUUGGCGUCAUCAUGCUGCUGAUGGCGGCUCUUAACCUGCGCCUCAUGCCGACCAUCCAACAAGCAGCCAACGGAUCUAGCGCGAACUUCUUGAAAACACUACGUCUUUUCGCCAAGUCGACCGGCAACUGGGCCUGUAUGGUGACCGUGUUCGCAUCUGAGCCCCAUUGCCCGGCGCCGCUGCGGCAGAUCUGA
This is a messenger RNA of Pollicipes pollicipes, 873 nucleotides long. Its product is annotated as MFS-type transporter SLC18B1-like. Lineage: Eukaryota; Metazoa; Arthropoda; Thecostraca; Pollicipedomorpha; Pollicipedidae. Gene Ontology annotation, biological process: transmembrane transport. Bases 1 to 873 code for a protein of 290 amino acids. The record is from RefSeq and is a predicted model, not a curated record. The transcript has 2 exons. Gene Ontology annotation, molecular function: transmembrane transporter activity.